AUGGCUUCCGCGAUCCCUGCGCCCUUGGCUCCUAGCACCGCGAACUGGCACUGGAAGAACAAGACCGUCACGCCCUGGGCGAAGCAGUGGUUCGAGCGCGAGCUUACGUCCGUGCGCGUGAGCGGCGAAGGUACCGAGGAGGUCGGCGUCGAGCAUGUUGAGGAGGUCGAAGGGGACGUCGAGCUCGGCCAGCGGAAGAGCAAGUUGAUCACGAUUUACGACUGCAAGGUCGUCUUGAACUGGUCGGGAACUGCGUCGGACGGUACCGCAGUCUCUGGAAAGCUCACCGUUCCCGAGGUGUCGCACGAGAUCACGCUCGACGGCACGUCAGACUUCGUCUACGAAUGGAGCUUGACCACGGCCCGCACCCCCGCGGUCGACGCGCUCUUCCAGCUCGCGAAGAAGCAACUCCCCGCCGCGCUCGAGGCGAAGUUCAACGCGUUCCCCGCGGCGAUCGUUGACACGCACGGCAAGGACCUGACCGUCUCCGCCGACCCGUCCCGCCAGGGCAGCCCCGCGCCCGCCGCGUCCGCCCCCGCCCCAGCAGCAAAGAGCGACGCGGCGCUGAAGAAGAAGGCGGACGGCGCGGGCGUUGCGAAGAGCGGGGGGCAGGCGGUGAACACGACGACGCUGUCGGUCGACGCGCAGUUCAUGGCGUCCGCGGACGACUUGUUUGGGCUGCUGUCGGACGAGAAGCGGAUACCGCAGUGGACGCGUGCGCCGGCGACGGGCUCUCCGCAGGCUGGGUCUGAGUACAGCAUGUUUGGUGGCGGUGUGAAGGGCAAGUUCGUGUCGCUGUCGCCACCAAAGGAGUUCGUACAGACGUGGGCGCUCUCGAGCCCGACAUGGCCUUCAGAUCAUUUCGCCACCCUCACGACUACGCUGGACCAGGGCAGCGACUCUACGAAGGUGACAUGGUCCCUCAAAGGCGUUCCUCUCGGAAUGGAGGAGGAGAUCACCCGCAACCUGCAAGGAUACUAG
Messenger RNA from Trametes versicolor FP-101664 SS1, 981 nucleotides. RefSeq lists its product as uncharacterized. The transcript has 5 exons. The record is from RefSeq and is a predicted model, not a curated record. The coding region runs from base 1 to 981 and encodes 326 amino acids. Gene Ontology annotation, molecular function: ATPase activator activity; protein-folding chaperone binding. Gene Ontology annotation, cellular component: cytosol. Lineage: Eukaryota; Fungi; Basidiomycota; Agaricomycetes; Polyporales; Polyporaceae. Gene Ontology annotation, biological process: protein folding; positive regulation of ATP-dependent activity.